AUGGCAGACCUGAAGCAGCUGGAGAUGCUCUGCCAGGCUCUCUACGGAGGCCAACAAGCACACCAGAACGAAGCUCAUAAAGUACUGAUGCCAUUGCUCAGAGAUGUGCAAAAAAUACCAGUGUUAUACGAAAUACUCGCAAAUAGCACAAAUCUACAGUCCCUGUUGUUUGCUUCCUCAGGCCUAGUAACGUUGUUCACGAACCACUGGUCCCAAAUCACGGAACAGUCGAAAAAGGAGAUGAGAGAAUUCCUACUCAACUACCUGUACAACAGAGGCCCUGAGAUGCUGAAAGUAGCGCCAGAAGUGUUAAGACAAUUUAUCCACUUGUAUUCCAGAAUCGUAAAACUGGGAUGGCUGGAAGAAAUAAACAACCAGCAGCUGAUCAACCACGUAUCACAGUUUUUAUCAGCCUCUACACAACACUGGAUAAUCGGACUAAACAUAUACACGGACCUGACGCAGGAGAUGCAGCCUCAGAUGGGAAAGUUUAUAGCCAAGUACAGGAGAGGAGCGCUCAAUUUCAAGGAGACAGUACUGCAAGACAUAUUCACAGUGACAAUACAGACGCUGGAACAGUUCAACAAGGGCACGAUGGUGGUAAACGAUCUCAAGGAGGAGAGUCAGCUGCUGUACCAGAUACUGCAGCUGUGCUACAACUGCCUGAGCUUCGACUUCAUGGCGACGAUGCCGGACGACACUUCGGAGGAGCAGGCGACAGUGAUGAUUCCGCAGGGCUGGGACAUGCUGAGAACAGACGAAGUCCCGAAGCUGCUCUUCCAGCUGUACCACAAGUCGCUGGGAAAGGCGACGAUGAACACGCCGACGAACGCGUCAUACUACGGAAUGGAGGGGAAGUUCAUGAGCUGCUGCACACUGUGUCUGAGGUGCCUGGUGGUGCUGGCGGCAAUAAGGAAGUCGUUCUUCAACAACGAAAACGAAGCGCUGGGACACAUCAACUGCUUCAUGCUGGGCAGUCUGGACAUCAUAAGAAAUAAAAUGGGCCUGUCGAACGACGACUGCUACCACGAGCUGUGCAGACUCCUGGGAAAAAUCAACGCGGCGAACCAGCUGUCGCAGCUGCUGCAGAGCAACGUCUUCCCGAUAUGGUCAGAACAGCUUUACAACUUCACGCUCGAGGCGCUGGCAAACUGGACGCACAUGACGAACAGCAAGCACUACCUGCUGGGAGUGUGGGCGCACAUGAUAGUGCCGCUGGGGUACAUGAAGGGGAAGGCGCCGACGGUGCUGGAGAACAACAUCCUGCAGAUCACGCUCGAGUUCCUGAACACGAGGCUGAAGAUGGCGCACCUGCUGGUGACGAACCCGGGAGAGCUGGACUUCGAGAACCCGCUCGACGAUGACGUGCUGAGGAACGAGCAGAGCGACCUGUUCAGCAGGCUCUGCAGAAACCAGUACAGAGUGGUGCUGAACCACGUGAUGGAGCUCUUCACGAACCUGAACAGCAACCUGGCGAACGAGGACGUGCUGGUGGUGCAGGAGAAGCUGUCGUGGCUGGUGCUCUUCAGCGGCGCAAUGCUAAACGGAAGCAGCUCCCUGCGCCUGGUGGGCGACGAAAAGACCACGGCCGGCUGCAUACAGACGCUGAACAUAGAGCUCGUGGGCAGGGUGUUCCAAAACAUCGCAAACUCGGAUAAAAUGGCGGAAAACGUGCACCUAGAGCUUAGUUACCUGUGUUUCCUGGGGCACUUCAGGAAGUUUUACAUAAGUGAACACACCAAGGGCACAAUUUCAGGCGACAACAAGGAGAGGUUUGCUCAGUUGCCGAAUUUGCCGCCGGGUGUUGACGGAUCGCAAUACCUGCUGAAUCGAAUGAUUGAAAAGGUAUUUUACAACUUGCAAAACAGAACGAGCGACGAAAGAGUGGUGAAGAAGACGCUGCAGUUCUUCUCAGACCUGUCCUCGGGAAUCGACAUCGUGCAUUACGCGGACAGGUCGCCGCACCUGAUAGUGUCGGCGAGGCUGAUACUGCAGUGCGAAACGCUGAGGUUCGCACUGCUGAACCACCACGACACGUCCUUCAAGUUCCUGUUUAACCCAGCAUACGGAAGGUACAGGACGAUCUACUACGCAAUCCUGACGAAGCUGCUGCUGCUGGAGAUAGCGGACGAGCAGGACGCGAACGAAAAGUUUAACAUAUAUAUGCAGUACCACAAUAACCUGAUCGACCAGGCGAACAGCCUCUUCAACGCGAACGCGUCAGCAGGCUCGCCGACGGCAAUGGUGUCGAACGCAGAGUUCAAGGGCGUCAUCGUGGGAUUCAUGAGAGACCUGCGAGGAAUAUGCAAGAGCUGCGUCUCAGUGGAGUCGUACCAGCUCUUCUUCAACUGGAUCAUCAACACGCCGAAGCAGAUCAACAACUGCAGGUUCAACAUCCUGAAGAGAGUGUGCGAGCUGUGCUACAACGACUACCAAGUGAUGCUGCCGCUCAUCAAGUUCCUGGCGGAGCUGCUGGACAACAAGGGAAGGAGAAUCACGUUCGACAAGACGUCGGCGAACGGGCUUCUGCUCUUCAAGGAGUCCUCGUACAUCGUCAUCUACUACGGACUGAAGCUGCUGGACCAGCUUAACGCGCUGAAGAGCGGAAGCCCGAGCAGUCUGGGCUACGCGCUGGGAGGCGGCGUGAACAACGAGACGGAGAUAUACAAGAAGUACUACAAGAGCAUCAGCUACUGCCUCCUGGUGCUGGUGCACACGCUCGGCGGCGACUACAUCAGCUUCGGAGUCUUCGACAUCUACGGAGACAACACGCUCGACCAGGUGCUGAGCCUGUCAUUCCAGCUGAUCCUGGCGAUACCGCUCGACGACCUGCAGUCGUACCCGAAGUCGAUGCACCCGGUCUACUCAUUCCUGGACCUGGCGACGAAGCUCUUCAUCGACAACAUGCUCGCGAUGGAGAGCGCGAGCGUGAGCAGGCUGCUGAACAUCGGGAUCGAGGGGCUCUGCAGCUACGACUCGAGCAUCAGCCUGAGCAGCGCCUCGCUGCUCGACAACUUCGUGACGCACGUCUACAACAACAAGGCCAAGGAGCAGGCGCUGAAGUUCCUCGCGCAGGAGAACGCGAUCCUCGUGAAGUGCAUGGUCCUCAUGUUCAACCUGCUCACGCGCGGCGACUCGAACUCGGCGUGGUCGAUCUCGAGGCCGCUCCUGGGGCUCAUCCUGCUCAACAAGAGCGAGUUCCAGAACAUUCCGCACAGCUACAUGGCGAACCUGUCGCAGCAGAAGGGCGAGAAGCUGCUCAAGUGCUUCAACAACCUCAUGCUCGGCAUCGAGGACGUGCUCACGCCCGAGAACAAGGACCUCUUCACGAAGAACGUGUACCUCUUCUCGCAGGAGGUGAAGCUGUCGUUCGUGUAG
This is a messenger RNA of Theileria orientalis strain Shintoku, 3378 nucleotides long. RefSeq names its product Ran-binding protein. The transcript is spliced from 4 exons. Gene Ontology annotation, biological process: protein export from nucleus. Gene Ontology annotation, molecular function: nuclear export signal receptor activity; small GTPase binding. The record is from RefSeq and is a predicted model, not a curated record. The coding region runs from base 1 to 3378 and encodes 1125 amino acids. Lineage: Eukaryota; Apicomplexa; Aconoidasida; Piroplasmida; Theileriidae. Gene Ontology annotation, cellular component: nuclear pore; cytoplasm.